Neofelis nebulosa (Clouded leopard) is the source of this 4810-nucleotide messenger RNA. RefSeq names its product sirtuin 1 (gene SIRT1). NCBI's taxonomy places the organism in Eukaryota, Metazoa, Chordata, Mammalia, Carnivora, Felidae. The transcript is spliced from 15 exons. Gene Ontology annotation, molecular function: NAD+ binding. The coding region runs from base 652 to 2988 and encodes 778 amino acids. The record is from RefSeq and is a predicted model, not a curated record.
UAGUUACUUCCGGCCUCUGGGAGCCACCCCUCCGGAAGUGCUUGUGGCUUCUGUCUUGUUGGGGUUUUUUACAAAUGCCUUGUCUUUAAGUGGGAAAGAAAAAACAGCUAAGGUCAGCAAGACAGAAAGGAGAAAAGUUGGAAGCACUAAUCCCCAGGAUGUGUCAUUAGCUGGAAAGAAAAUACAGUUGAGUAGCUGAAGUAAUGCAGGGUUUAUUUUUGAGAGAGAGAGAGCACGCACAAGUGGGGCAGGGGCAGAGAGAAGAGAACAGAGGAUCCGAAGCAGGCUCUGUGCUGACAGCAGCAAGCUGGAUGUGGUGCUUGAACUCACGAACUGAGAAAUCUGAAGUUGGACGCUCAACCAGCUAAGCCACUCAGGGCUUGAACUGAGGACCAUGAGAUCAAGUGUCGCAUGCUGUACCGACUGAGCCAGCCAGGGGCUGGCCUAAUAAUCACAGCAUACCUUGAUUUUGCUCAGGGGACUUCGACAUGUCUUUGAGCUGAGCCAGUGCCUCUUCAGAAACCCACAAGGUUUCCUACUGAAGACAUCUGGAUUGUUUCUUUUUUUUUCUUUUCCUUAAACAUCAAUACCAUAAUAAACAUUCUUGCAUUCAUGGCCUUACAUAUUCAUACUUUUAUUUUGUUAAGAUAAAUGGAAUUUUGGAUUGAAAGCCCGAGCCGCGGGGGCGCCAGUGCCGCGAGUCGAGCGGGAGCAGAGGAGGCGAGGGAGGAGGGCCAGAGAGGCAGUUGGAAGAUGGCGGACGAGGCGGCGCUCGCCCUUCAGCCCGGCGGCUCCCCCUCGGCGGUGGUGGCCGAGAGGGAGGCCGCGUCGCCGCCCGCCGGAGAGCCACUCCGCAAGAGGCCGCGGAGAGACUGUCCAGGCCUGGGGCGGAGCCCGGGCGAGCCCGGUGGGGCGGCCCCCGAGCGUGAAGUGCCGGCGGCGACCGGGGGCUGCCCCGCGGCGGCCGCGGCGCUGUGGCGGGAGGCGGCAGCGGCGGGCGAGGAGCGGGAGGCCCAGGCGGCGACGGCCGGAGAAGGAGACAAUGGGCCGGGCCUACAGGGCCUAACCCGGGAGCCGCCGCCGGCCGACGACUUCUACGACGACGACGACGACGACGACGACGAGGGCGAAGAGGAGGAAGAGGCGGCGGCGGCGAUUGGGUACCGAGAUAACCUUCUGUUUGGUGAUGAAAUAAUCACCAAUGGUUUUCAUUCCUGUGAAAGUGAUGAGGAUGAUAGAGCCUCACAUGCAAGUUCUAGUGACUGGACUCCAAGGCCACGUAUAGGUCCAUAUACUUUUGUUCAGCAACAUCUCAUGAUUGGCACAGAUCCUCGAACAAUUCUUAAAGAUUUAUUACCAGAAACAAUUCCUCCACCUGAAUUGGAUGAUAUGACACUGUGGCAGAUUGUUAUUAAUAUCCUUUCAGAACCACCAAAAAGGAAAAAAAGAAAAGAUAUUAAUACAAUUGAAGAUGCUGUGAAAUUAUUACAAGAGUGCAAAAAAAUAAUAGUUCUAACUGGAGCUGGGGUUUCUGUUUCUUGUGGAAUACCUGACUUCAGGUCAAGAGAUGGUAUUUAUGCUCGCCUUGCAAUAGACUUCCCAGACCUUCCAGACCCUCAAGCAAUGUUUGAUAUUGAAUAUUUCAGAAAAGAUCCAAGACCUUUCUUCAAGUUUGCAAAGGAAAUAUAUCCUGGACAGUUCCAACCAUCUCUCUGUCACAAAUUCAUAGCCUUGUCAGAUAAGGAAGGAAAACUGCUUCGGAACUAUACUCAGAACAUAGAUACACUGGAACAGGUUGCAGGAAUCCAAAGGAUAAUUCAGUGUCAUGGUUCCUUUGCAACAGCCUCUUGCUUGAUUUGUAAAUACAAAGUAGACUGUGAAGCUGUACGAGGAGAUAUUUUUAAUCAGGUGGUUCCUCGUUGUCCUAGGUGCCCAGCUGAUGAACCACUUGCUAUCAUGAAACCAGAGAUUGUCUUUUUUGGUGAAAAUUUACCAGAGCAGUUUCAUAGAGCCAUGAAGUAUGACAAAGAUGAAGUUGAUCUCCUUAUUGUUAUUGGGUCUUCCCUGAAAGUAAGACCAGUAGCACUAAUUCCAAGUUCCAUACCCCAUGAAGUGCCUCAGAUACUAAUAAAUAGAGAACCUUUGCCUCAUCUGCAUUUUGAUGUAGAGCUUCUUGGAGACUGUGAUGUCAUAAUUAAUGAAUUAUGUCAUAGGUUAGGUGGUGAAUAUGCCAAACUUUGCUGCAACCCUGUAAAGCUUUCAGAAAUUACUGAAAAACCUCCACGAACACAAAAAGAGUUGGCUCAUUUGUCAGAGUUGCCACCCACACCUCUUAAUAUUUCAGAAGACUCAAGUUCACCAGAAAGAACUUCACCCCCAGAUUCUUCAGUGAUUGUUACACUUUUAGACCAAGCAACUAAGAGCAAUGUUAAUGAUUCUGAGGUGUCUGAACCAAGAGAUCAUAUGGAAGAAAAAUCACAGGAAGGACAGAAUUCUACUAGGAACAUUGACAGUGUUACUGAACAGCUGGGAAGUCCGGAUUCGAAGAAUGUUGACUCUAAUACUGGGGAAAAAAAUGAAAGAACUUCAGUUGCUGAAACAGUGAGGAAGUGCUGGCCAGCUAGACUUGCAAAGGAGCAGAUUAGCAAACGGCUUGAUGGUAAUCAGUAUCUGUUUUUACCACCAAAUCGUUAUAUUUUCCAUGGCGCUGAGGUAUAUUCAGACUCUGAAGAUGACGUGUUAUCCUCUAGUUCUUGUGGCAGUAACAGUGAUAGUGGAACAUGCCAGAGUCCAAGUUUAGAAGAACACUUGGAGGAUGAAAGUGAGAUUGAAGAAUUUUACAACGGUUUGGAAGACGAUGCUGAUGUUAAUGAGAGAGCUGGAGGAACUGGAUUUGGAGUUGAUGGAGGUGAUCAAGAGGCAGUUAAUGAAGCUAUAUCCAUGAAACAGGAAGCAACAGACAUUAACUAUCCAUCAAACAAAUCAUAAUGUAAUAGUUGUCCAGGUACAGGAAUUGUUCCACCAGCAUUAGGAACUUUAGCAUGUCAAAAGGAAUGUUUACUUGUGAAUUCAACAGAGCAAGGAAACCAGAAAGGUGUAAUAUUUAUAGACUGGUAAAAUAAGAUUUUUUCUUCAUGGGUAAUUUUUAACUUCUUAUUUCUGUACUUGUACACGCAACACUAACUUUUUUUAAAAGAAGGGUACUAAGUAUCUUUAAUCACCUGUUGGUCAAGACUUUUCUUUUAAAAGUUCAUUUGUAUGAUACAUCCGUUAUGUAUAUAUAAUUUUGUUCUUGCCUAGUGAGUUUCAACAUUUUAAAGUUUUCAAAAAGCCAUUGGAAUGUUAAAUUAAUGUAAAGGGAACAGCUUAUCUAGACCAAAGAAUGGUAUUUUCACACUUUUAUUUGUAACAUUGAAUAGUCUGAACUCCUCAAAUGUCUGUUCUGCUAAACUUUUGAUUCUUUAUUAGCACAAUUACCUAUUUUUAAACACUGGCAUUUUCCAAAACUUGUGGCAGCUAACUUUUUAAAAAUCUCAUAACAUGCAGUGUGUGUAGAAGGAAGUCAACAAUAUGUGGGAGAGCACUCAGUUGUCUUUGCUUUUUAAAGUAAGACUUGGUGCUAAGAAUUUCAGGAAUAUUGUAUUGUUGAAAUGAAGAUGGCUUUUGUACUUCCUGUGGACAUGUAGUAAUGUCUAUAUUGGCUCCUAAAACUAAUCUGAAAAACAAAUAAAUGCUUUGGAAAUGUUUCAAUUGCUUUAGAGACAAUAGUGCCUGCCUGGGUACCCUUAGUUUCAAGAAUAUUUGCCAUUGUUGUUUAAAUACAUAUCACUGUGGUAGAGCUUACAUUGAUUCUUUCCCACAAGUAUUAAACUGCCAAGAUGUGAAUAUGCAGAGCCCUUAUGAAUCUAUAAUAAUGGUACUUCAACUGGGAAGAGUGUAAUAUUUUGGACUGCUGCUUUUCUUUUCCACUAAUGAGGAGAGCAACAGGCCCCUGAUUACAGUUCCAAAGUACUAAGAUGUUAAUUAUAACUCAGCCAGUAAGUACAUGUCUCCUGUUGGGAGGAUUUGGUGUAAUAGACACCAAACUGCUAGCCUAGUAUUAUGAAGAUGAACAUGAUGUAACUUGUAAUAGCAGAAUAGUUAAUGAAGUUAGUUCCUGUAACAUCUUUAUUUAAAAGCUUAGCCUGCCUUAAAACUAGAGAUCAAACUUUUCUCAGCUGCAGAAGCUUCUAGCCUUUCAAAAAAUUCAUACUUUGUAAAAUUGCACAGAGCAAUUUAUUUUCCAGACCUUCCCCCCCCCAUUAUUCCCAAAUAUAAAGUAUUCCUAUGUUGCUUUAGUAUUUAUUACAAUUUUAAAAAAGGAUUUGAAAUAUAGCUGUUCUUUAAGCAUAAAAUACCCAGCUAGGACCAUUACUGCCAGAGAGAGAAAUUUUAUUGAAUGGCCAUUUCCCUACCUAAAAGAUGUUUCAGUCUGAAUUUAUUUGGCUACACUAAAGAAUGCAGUAUAUUUAGUUUUCCAUUUGCAUGAUGUGUGUUUGUGCUAUAGAUGAUAUUUUAAAUUGAAAAAUUUGUUUUAAAUUAUUUUUACAGUGAAGACUGUUUUCAGCUCUUUUUAUAUUGUACAUAGUCUUUUAUGUAAUCUACUGGCAUAUGUUUUGUAGACUGUUGAAUGACUGGAUAUCUUCCUCCAACUUUUGAAAUACAAAACCAGUGUUUUAUACUUGUACACUGUUUUAAAGUCUAUUAAAAUUGUCAUUUGACUUUUUCCUGUUAACUUACAUUGUUCAAGAUAUAAAGUUUGAAAAUCUUA